Molecule: messenger RNA, 2636 nt
Organism: Erigeron canadensis
Lineage: Eukaryota; Viridiplantae; Streptophyta; Magnoliopsida; Asterales; Asteraceae
Product: rab GTPase-activating protein 22-like
Exons: 12
Coding region: 149-2167 (672 amino acids)
Biological process (GO): activation of GTPase activity
Molecular function (GO): GTPase activator activity
Source: RefSeq, a predicted model, not a curated record
CGAAAGAAACGGUCUUUGUUUGUUUGUUGAGUUGAUGGAGACGGAGCUUCUUCUAUCUCAUCACCACCAGAGAUCUUUAUACUUGCACUCAUCUGUAUCCAUCUUCAGAUAUUGAAGUGGGGAAGUUGAGUUGUGUGAGGGUGUUACGAUGUCGUUUGAUGGAGACCAUAAGCAAUGGAUAUGUGGAAAGGGUGGUACAGUGAAUUUACACCGCGUUGGUUCUAUGGUUCGGGAUAUUGGAGAGCCGUGUCUUCAUCAGUCGCCUAUAAAGGUUGUUGCUACUAUAAACAAAAUGCUUAAACCAGAGAAGUGGCAAACAACAUUUGACACUGAUGGAAAGGUUUUCGGUUUUCAGAAAGCACUGAAAUUGAUUAUGUUGGGGCAGGGGGUAGAUCCAUCUAUAAGACCUGAAGUGUGGGAGUUCCUUCUGGGCUGUUAUAGUUUGGGCAGUACCGCUGAUUACAGGAGAAGGUUAAGGACUGCAAGGAGGGAACGUUAUGACGACCUUAUUAAGCAAUGUCAGUCAAUGCAUUCCAGCAUAGGUACCGGUUCUCUGGCCUAUGUUGUGGGGUCAAAAGUUAUGGAUAUGAGGACAAUGGCCAAAGAAGAUGAGAGACGGAAAUCUGAUGGGAAACUUGAACAAUCUUCUAAUGAUGUUUCUGAAAGAUUAGAAUCUUUCUCCUCUUGCUCUGAUAUCUGUAUAGAAACCUCAUGUGCACAUCCAAGAGAAAGCACCGAUUGUGCAGCCUAUGAUGAUUCAUGUUCCAUUCCUUCUACCCCAUACAAUGAUAGUCACCCAAAGUCAAGAAGUGAAGGGGAUGGAUCACAAUACAGAACUUCAAGUUUUUAUGACUUCCCUCCUUUACCAGUUACAAAUUUAUUUGAAAAGAGUGCUUUAGAUGAUAAUAUUGAAAGUACGUCACACGAAGAAAGACAUUCUACAAGGCGUAAGCUGAGAUUUGAAGAUGAUCAUGUGUAUGACUUUCAAAUUAAUAACAAUGUAGAUCUAGUAAUGGAUGUAUCGACAUCUAACAAUUCUACAUGUACUAACAACUCCAGAAUCGAAGAGCCUAGAUCUAGCCAUUUGGAUUAUGAAAUAGAAAAGGCUGACAUCCAAAAAGAGACAAAUGUGCCUGAAAUCCCUAGGGUGAACCCGGUGACGUCCCAUGUAAGAACAAGGAGUCAGGACAGAGUGUCUGAUUGGCUUUGGACUCUGCACCAAAUAGUCGUUGAUGUUGUUAGAACAGAUAGUCAUCUGGAAUUUUAUGAGGAUACAAAAAAUUUAGCUCGUAUGUCAGAUAUUCUUGCUGUUUAUGCCUGGAUUGAUCCUGCAACAGGAUAUUGUCAAGGUAUGAGUGAUUUGUUAUCUCCUUUUAUUGUGCUCUUUGAGGAUAAUGCCGAUGCUUUUUGGUGCUUUGAGAUGCUUUUAAGGAGAAUGCGUGAAAAUUUUAAGAUGGAAGGAACAACAGGCGUAAUGAAGCAACUGGAGGCACUUUGGCAUAUCUUAGAACAUGUAGACAGGGAAAUGUUUGCUCACCUGUCACAAAUAGGUGCUGAAAGCCUUCAUUUUGCUUUUCGGAUGCUUUUGGUACUCUUUCGCCGGGAGUUAUCUUUCAGUGAAGUGCUUUGCAUGUGGGAGAUGAUGUGGGCUGCUGAUUUUGAUGAAUCCUUGGCUUUCAAUCUGGAUAACAGCUGUCCUGAACUUCUGGUCCUACAAAUUCCUAGGGAAUCAACUACAGCUAAAAGAGAGGAAAUAGUUGAGAAUGAAAAUGGUGGUCCAAAGGGUGGCACAGAAGUGAAAAGUGGAAAUCUAGAGCGCUCAAAUUCUGUAAACAAUGGAAUAAAAUCUACAUCAAACCAUCCCUUUUGUGGAUUGACAAAAAGCUUGUGGUCAAAAAAUGAUCGUUUUCAGAUAUGUACGAUUAUAUCAUCGACCAGAAAUGGUGAUGAUGAAUUGCCCAUAUUUUGUGUGGCAGCAAUUCUUAUUCUGAACCGCCAGAAAAUCAUGAGAGAGACACGUUCAAUUGAUGAUUUAAUAAAGAUAUUUAACGAUAAUUUGCUGAAGAUUAGGGUUAAAAGAUGCAUACGUACAGCGAUUAAACUUCGAAAGAAAUACUUCUACAAGCUGAUCAAGAAUCGAAGCCCCGCUGCUGCUUACGAUGACUAGUUAGUUAUGCUUCAAGUUUGUGAUUAGAACUCCAUCCGUGCUGAAGUUUUCUAGAUGCCAUUCAUCUUCGAAUUCUUGUUUGAGUCUCAUAGCAACAGAUUUUAGCUUUUCUUUAUAUUGGAGGAGUGUGCUUAUGCCAUUGAACAAUCAUCAAAUAGACUUGAAAUAUGCUCAAACUUCUGUCAGGAUUGUGAAUUGGAGCUAUGAAACGUUGUUUUGACAGAAGCUGAUGAUUGUACAUGUUGCAGGUCAGGAGAUCAGUCUCUUAGUUUGUUGUGCCAUAUUUUCUCUUUUUUCUCAUAUUUGAAGGUGGCAGGGAUGGAGGUAGAAACAUAUAGUUUGAGGCAAUUAUAGAAGGUUUCUUGCUUAGGUCACAUACAAAACUUGUAAACUUAGAAUUAAGGAACUCAUUACACAUUUACACUUCUUACUUUUCAACAGGGGAAUAGAAUUUGAUUCUUUUGAUGAA